AAAAGGGUUUUCAAUGAUAACAAUGAUAGUCGUGAAUAAAAAUUGUAUGGAAAGUUCAUGAUUGUGAUACUCUAACAAUGGUUCAGAGAUAUUCGUGAUCCUAGAUGACAUUAUGAUCCUUAUAUAAGGUAGUGAUAUUUGGGUCUCAACAAUCAACUCAACCAUCGGUCGGGACAUUGACACAUAACAAUAAAACUUCAGAACUGAGAGUGAAGCCGGAUAAAAAAGGAUAAUGUUGAUGACAGCGAAUCUGUUGUUCAUGAUGGCUGCCCUAGCGAAUGGGAUGUACCUUCCACCCCACGUGACUUCUAAACGAGCGACCACCAUAACCUUUACAGAGUGCGACGUGCUUGAUGACACAAAGGAGUUUGUUGCCUCAUACAAACGCAUGGAGAUCCCCGAUAUGAUCCUUGUUGCGAACAAGUUGCGUGGAGAUAUGUCAGCAGUGGGAAUCCAACAGAAAUCAGUGGACAUUGUGAAACAAAUAAUUAAAUAUUCGGUCGGUUUAACUAGAGCAAUUGGGGAUGUUCAUCUUUUCCUAGAAUCACACCUCAUGUAUUAUUUCUAUUUUUAUCCGUCUGCUUCUGAUAAAUUUGAUGAUUAUAUACACUAUGUAUAUGAAGUCUUUGGUACAAUGACAACUAUGACACCAACUCAUGGCACAAACGUAAAAAUGAGUGCACUUUCCUCAAGAGUAUUUGGACAAAUACAACGAAAAGCAAACUUAUUCAGAGGAGAACUAAAUAAGGCACGCAGAAGUAGUACCGUAUCAGCAGAAAAUAAGAAAAUUGUGAACUUAGCAGGGGAGGAGUUGUAUUCUAUGACCAAAAAGGUAUAUGCAGUCAGAAAUAACGUGAAUAACAUAAAUAGACAGAUCAGGCUUUUGGCGAACGAGGCAAGAAAGAGUUCAAUGCAACCAAGAACUUGUGCAAGCAGUCAGUGUAAUUGUGGAACGAGGGGAAGGUGCAUCAAUAUUGCGAAUAUAUACAAUUACUGUAGUUGUGAUUUAGGCUACUCUGGCAGUGACUGCAGUGUCAGAGCAGAUGAUAGAAGUGCCUAUCAAAUGUGCAAAGCAUAUGGCGAAGUUCACUAUCGAUCGUUAGAUGGAGCUCAUUUUGAUUUCCAAGGUAAUUGUCAUUACCUUCUUCUUUCACAUGGAUUCCAACUAACGGACCCACCUCAGAAGACUGUCGUGUACGAAGUGUUCCAGAAGAAUUGGAUUAAACCAGGAGGAAACCAAGUUGCCUGGCCAAAAAUUACAUAUAUCCAUUUGAAUGCGGGUAACGACAUAUUUGAAAUCGGACAGAGGCUGCAAAAUGGAGAGCCAGACGUAAAGAGAAACAAUCGGGCAUUAUCAAAAGAGGAAAGGGAUGCGGGUAUAGAACUGGAUUACUUGAAAGAACCCGUAUUAAUUGUUGACGACGGUCGUUUUACAACAAUAAACAUUCAGACUUAUGGUGUAAAAAUUGUCUUUGAUGGUGACUGGGACUCGUACGUGUACGUUUUGAAGGAAUUUGGAACAAAUGAAUUGGCAUUCUUCGAUGGGAUGUGUGGAAAUUUUGAUGGCCAAGCAGAUAACGACUACACGGCUAAGGGAAGUACUAAAGUACUCAAGGCAGAGGACAAUUACGGGAGAACAAUAGGCAAUUCCUAUCAAGUAGAAUAUGACAGUAUAUCAAGUUCUAAAGGGUGUGCCCCAACAACGUUACCUGAUAUGCCGAAACUGACGGAUUUAAAGAAAGUAAAGUUGACAGAGGUAUAUUGCAGGAUAGCUGAUUGUGGAGGCGAUGAUAGUUCGUCUGAAUGGCGGGCAUGUGUUGCUGAUACGUAUUUCUCUGUAUCAGAGAAGGCCAAAUGUGAUCUGCUGAAAAGAGAGAUCCAUGCCAAAUCUGAUUGCAGUGAUACCCCAUUUAACUGUACAGAAGUGAUACAUAAAGCCCACAGAGAACUUGGUCUUCACAUAUUUAACUAGAUUUGACAUAAUAUUGUGAUCUCAGUUUAGUUUGUCAAAGCAAAAUACACUGAUUAUAAUUAAUUGA
This is a messenger RNA of Owenia fusiformis, 2039 nucleotides long. Lineage: Eukaryota; Metazoa; Annelida; Polychaeta; Sabellida; Oweniidae. The record is from the annotation of a GenBank genome assembly.